AAAGUAGUUAAAUAUAUAAAGGUGACUAAAUCCACACUUAUUCAACAUUGAAUUGAAAUUAAUUAUUCUUUCACGUAAUUAAUUGAAAGGAAAAUGUCAGAGAGAACUUUACAAGCCAUUAAAUUUGACAAAACAAAUGUCAGUUUAGAAAUCUUAGAUCAAUUACUUCUUCCAUAUCUGACAUCAUAUAUUUCAAUAAAGACUAUUGAAGAUGCAUUUCAAGCCAUUAAAUUAAUGCAAGUAAGAGGUGCACCAGCUAUUGCUAUAGUUGGAUCCUUUGCUAUUGUUGUUGAUACUUAUAAUUAUUUAAAAUAUAGUAGUGAAUCUACUAAUCGUACUGUUGAAUCAUUAAUUAAUAGUAUUGAUUAUUUAAUUACUUCAAGACCAACCGCAGUUAACCUUUCUAAUGCUUUAAAUGAUAUAAAAAAUUUAAUUAAUAAAUCUUAUAAAUCUACUGAUUUAAUUAAUCAAACUAUUUAUAAAAUUAUUUAUGAUUAUUCAGUAGCAUUAUAUGAAGAUGAUUUAGCCAAUAAUUUUAAAAUUGGAGAAAAUGGUUUAAAUUAUAUUAAAUCUAUAUUAAAGGAAGAAAACUUUAAAGGACCAUUUUCAAUAAUAACUAUUUGUAAUACUGGUUCAUUAGCAACUUCUGGUCAUGGAACUGCCUUAGGUAUAAUUAGAUCAACUUAUGAAAAAUUAAAUAAAUCAAAUACUAAUGAGGAAUUUUGGUUAGAUCAUGUUUAUCCUUUAGAAACUAGACCAUAUAAUCAAGGAGCUAAAUUAACUACUUAUGAAUUAGAUUAUGAAAGAAUUCCAUUUACAUUAAUUUGUGAUAAUAUGGUUUCAGCAUUAAUUAAUACUUUAAAUGAUUCAAAACCAAUUAAACAUCUGUCAGCACCAGUUAAAUUUAUAAUUGUUGGAGCUGAUAGAGUGGUUAAAAAUGGUGAUAGUGCCAAUAAAAUUGGUACUUUCCAAUUAUCAGUUAUUGCUAAUUAUUUUAAUUCAAUUCCAGGAUCAAAUAAAAUUAAAUUUAUUGUAGCAGCUCCAAAUACUACAAUUGAUCUUAAUACUAAUUCUGGUAAAGAUAUAAUUAUAGAAGAAAGACCAGCUAAUGAAUUAACAACUCUUAAAGGUCCAGUAUUAACUGCAAAUGGUAUUGGUGAAAAGCUUACGGUUGGAAUUGCCACUCCAGGAAUUUCUGUUUGGAAUCCUGCCUUUGAUGUUGCUCCUUAUAAUUUAAUAGAUGCUAUAGUUACUGAAGAAUCUUCAAUUACAAAGGAUGCUUCUGGUAAAUUUAAUUUAUCAAAAUAAUUAAUUAAGAUUAGAUA
Molecule: messenger RNA, 1325 nt
Organism: Scheffersomyces amazonensis
Lineage: Eukaryota; Fungi; Ascomycota; Pichiomycetes; Serinales; Debaryomycetaceae
Product: S-methyl-5-thioribose-1-phosphate isomerase
Exons: 1
Coding region: 94-1308 (404 amino acids)
Molecular function (GO): S-methyl-5-thioribose-1-phosphate isomerase activity
Source: RefSeq, a predicted model, not a curated record